UAUAUAAAUAUGGUGAUAUUAAGAUUUAGUUCUGUUAAAACACAGAGAAGUGGGGGCUUUUACGAAUGGUCAGAAAAAUAUUCAUAUUAGGUGAUUAAACUUGAAGAUAUCAAAGAUAUCAGACAUAAAUUUAUCACAAUGGAGCAUAUCGAUGGAAACUGGUUUCGAGAGGAAAACGACAAAUGGAGUGGUUAUAGCAUUGGCAUAGAAAUAGAGAGAAUUCUGUACUUUGAAAAAACAGAGCAUCAAGAAAUAUUGGUUAUUAAAAGUAAAUCAUUCGGAAAUGUACUUGUGUUAGAUGGUGUUAUAUCGGCCGCUGAACGGGAUGAGUUUACAUAUUUGGAAAUGAUGGCUAACUUACCACUAAACUGUCAUCCAAAACCAGAAAAGGUUUUGGUUGUAGGUGCUGGUGGUGGUGGAGUUGUAAAAGAGGUUUUAAAGCACGAAUCUGUACGGAAAGUUGUCGCUUGUGAAAUUGAUAAGAAAGUUGUGGAUGUUUGUCAGAAGUAUUUUCCUAGUUUGGCACAGGAUUAUGACGAUGACCGCGUUGAACUAUUUAUUGCAAAUGGGGCACACUAUAUGAAAGAACACAGUGAGGAAUUCGAUGUUAUAAUUACAGACUCUUGUUUUGAAGGACCUGGCGAAGGAUUGUUUACAGAUGGAUAUUUCAAAAGCAUGAAAAGGGCGCUAAAACAAGAUGGUGUUUUAUGUUUUCAAGGUGAAAACAUGUUCAUUGAGCUCCCAUUGAUUAAAGAGAUGAUGACCAUAUCUAGGAAAAUAUAUCCCAAAGUUGAAUUUGGAUAUUCUGUUCAGCUAACAGUUAAUGGUGGUCAUUUUGGCUUUAUUCUAUGUAGUCUAAACAAAGAUACUAGUUUUAAGGAACCUUUGAAAAAGUACACAGAUGAAGAAAUAGAAGAGAUGAAUUUCAAGUUUUAUAACGCUGAUAUUCACAGGGCAUGUUUUAGUCUUCCCAACUUUGUCAAGAAAGAGCUAUACCGCGAUGCAGUGAUAGAACAAUAUACUUCCAUAUGACAAAGGGACAGACUAUAUAUCACAUGCAUUCAAAUGUAGCAACAUGUUUACAAUGUAUACAGACAUUCUGUUUCAUUUUUUAAUCAAUAUUGUGUUAAAAAUUAUGUCAAAAUGUAGUAAUAAAUGUGCAAUACUUAAUAUAUAGAUA
Molecule: messenger RNA, 1180 nt
Organism: Mytilus californianus (California mussel)
Lineage: Eukaryota; Metazoa; Mollusca; Bivalvia; Mytilida; Mytilidae
Product: spermidine synthase-like
Exons: 9
Coding region: 139-1032 (297 amino acids)
Biological process (GO): spermidine biosynthetic process
Cellular component (GO): cytosol
Molecular function (GO): spermidine synthase activity
Source: RefSeq, a predicted model, not a curated record